AAGAUGGCGAUUUGCUGAGUGCUCAUGGAUGUACACAUUUGUCGGCUAGUUGCUAUCCGACCCGAGAACGCUCACUCUACGAACAAUUCGCCCGCCCGGAGAGCGACUAGUUGCCCCCGCUGCUCGGAGCACGUCUGACUCAGCGUCAGCCGCCGCCGACCAUGCAGAUCACGCUCAAAACACUGCAGCAGCAGACCAUUCAGAUCGAGAUAGACCCCGAACAAACGGUGAAGGCCUUGAAAGAGAAGAUCGAGGCCGAAAGAGGCAAAGACAACUUCCCCGUGUCCGGGCAGAAGCUGAUAUACGCCGGGAAAAUCCUGCAAGAUGACACGCCCAUCAAGGACUACAAGAUCGAUGAGAAGAACUUCGUCGUAGUGAUGGUAUCCAAGGCUAAGCCUGCAGCUGCCGCCACCUCGCCCCCAGUCUCGGAAGCCCCCAAGCCCCCCGUACAGGACUCUGGCUCCACGUCAACAGCUGUCCCAGCCACAACCCCGGCCCCGGCCCAGACCCCGGCAGCUGUCCCCAUUCCCCCCGAGGAGGCCAAAGAAGAGCCGAGUGCUGCAGCCACAGAACCACAGCAGCCAGCCAGCUCCAGCGGCGGGAGCCAGGGCUUGGAUGCCUCCUCAGCACUGGUGACUGGGGCCGAGUACGAGGCGAUGCUGACGGAGAUCAUGUCUAUGGGCUAUGAAAGGGAGAGGGUGGUGGCCGCACUCAGGGCCAGUUUCAACAACCCCCACAGAGCUGUGGAGUAUCUCCUCACCGGGAUCCCCAGCAGCCCGGUCCAGGAGAGUAAUCCCCCGGCUCCGGCCCCCGCGUCUGGACCCACAGAAGCGCCUUCUCUAGCGGAGGGUGAAAACCCACUUGCGUUCCUGCGGACCCAGCCCCAGUUCAUGCACAUGAGACAGGCCAUCCAGCAGAACCCCGCUCUGCUUCCCGCUCUUCUCCAGCAGCUGGGACAGGAGAACCCCCAACUUCUACAGCAAAUCAGUCAGCACCAGGAGCUGUUCAUCCAGAUGUUGAACGAGCCAGUGGGCGAGGGGGGCGAUGUGCCCGAGGUUGGAGAGUUGGGGGCCGCUGGGGAAGAGGGCGCGCCUGUCAACUACAUCCAGGUCACACCUCAGGAGAAAGAAGCCAUCGAAAGGUUAAAAGCGUUGGGCUUCCCUGAGGCGCUGGUGAUCCAGGCCUACUUUGCCUGCGAGAAGAACGAGAACCUGGCGGCCAACUUUCUCCUCAACCAGGGACCCGACGAUGACUGAAAACGGAGCCCCGCCUUCCCGCUCCUCUCUCGCAAA
This is a messenger RNA of Scophthalmus maximus (turbot), 1292 nucleotides long. It is a transcript of the gene rad23aa, whose product is annotated as RAD23 homolog A, nucleotide excision repair protein a. The transcript has 9 exons. Lineage: Eukaryota; Metazoa; Chordata; Actinopteri; Pleuronectiformes; Scophthalmidae. Gene Ontology annotation, cellular component: cytosol; nucleoplasm. Bases 162 to 1256 code for a protein of 364 amino acids. Gene Ontology annotation, biological process: proteasome-mediated ubiquitin-dependent protein catabolic process; nucleotide-excision repair. Gene Ontology annotation, molecular function: ubiquitin binding; polyubiquitin modification-dependent protein binding; proteasome binding. The record is from RefSeq and is a predicted model, not a curated record.